AUGCAUCAGCAUGAGCGGACAUUAUCCUCGGGGUUGGCGCAAUUACGACAUCAUGUCACGCGACGCUGGAACAGGAGAUUGACAAUCGCGGGUGUCGCGCUCUUCAUGACGGUGGUCUUAUGGACGUACGGCGGUUCAGCGCUGGAUAUCUCUGGAUUACCCCCGGACGAUCGACUCGCGCACAAGGAUAGCACCGAGAAGACCAGCAGCUAUCUACCACAGCCGACAGCAGGGGCGCACGCGAUCGAGAAUUGCAGAUCGGAUUGGCGGACACAAAAUCCUUCUGCCGACACCGGCUCCCAAAUCCCUCAGAAAAUAUGGCAGAUAUCGCUGUCGAAACAAUCGGCCAAGGACUCUGUCGUGGAUCCCGAAAAACUGCAAGAUACGGCCUCGUGGCUCGCGAUGAAUACGGACUAUACGUACACUCUAGUGGGCGAUAAAGGAGGCAAGGAGUUCGUAAAAAGUCGAUUUGCUGACGAACCGAAGAUCGUCGAGCUGUACAACAGCCUUCCCAACGUUGGGAUGAAGUCCGACCUUCUCCGAUACCUCAUCCUAUACGUCGAAGGGGGCGUUUACACCGAUAUCGACACCAUCGCCCUGAAGCCUAUUGAUACCUGGGUCCCACUGGAGUUGAGGGACCAAGUUCGUAUGGUCGUGGGGAUCGAGUUCGAUCGACGUGAUGGCGGUCCGUGGGCGGAUAUACCCCAUUGGCUUCAGUUCUGCCAAUGGACCAUUGCCGCGGCGCCAGGCCACCCAGUAUUCCGGAAAAUGGCUGCCCGCGCCCUCGAGUCGAUGAACGCUCUAUCGGACGAGCAUGGUAUCCCAGUUAGGAAGCUCAAGCCUACCAGUUUCGAGGUUAUGAACUCUACGGGUCCCGCCGCCUGGACGGACGUCGUUUUCGAACAACUUCAGGAGUACGAUCCAACCUUGAACACUACGAAGGACUUGUCGUUUAUGACCGAGUCGAAACUCUAUGGGGACAUAUUGGUUCUUACCAUCGACGGCUUCGGUAUGGGCCAGGCGCACUCGGAGAGCACCAACGACGGUAGCAUUCCCGAGGUUGCCCUGGCGAAACAUCUCUUCCGCGGAUCGUGGAGACACGAUAACUGA
Molecule: messenger RNA, 1110 nt
Organism: Scedosporium apiospermum
Lineage: Eukaryota; Fungi; Ascomycota; Sordariomycetes; Microascales; Microascaceae
Product: Glycosyltransferase family 32 protein
Exons: 2
Coding region: 1-1110 (369 amino acids)
Biological process (GO): protein N-linked glycosylation
Cellular component (GO): mannan polymerase complex
Molecular function (GO): alpha-1,6-mannosyltransferase activity
Source: RefSeq, a predicted model, not a curated record